Messenger RNA from Sodiomyces alkalinus F11, 1221 nucleotides. RefSeq names its product alkaline proteinase. The transcript has 2 exons. The record is from RefSeq and is a predicted model, not a curated record. NCBI's taxonomy places the organism in Eukaryota, Fungi, Ascomycota, Sordariomycetes, Glomerellales, Plectosphaerellaceae. The coding region runs from base 1 to 1221 and encodes 406 amino acids. Gene Ontology annotation, molecular function: serine-type endopeptidase activity. Gene Ontology annotation, biological process: proteolysis.
AUGGUUAACUUCCGUCGCAUCACCGUCUUCGCGGCGGCCUUCGCCCCCCUCGGCCUCGCUGCCCCUGCCCAGGAGCUCCCCACCGAGGAAGUCUCUUACGGCACCGUUGCUUCCACCAUCCCCGGAAAGUACAUCGUCACCCUCAAGAGCACCCUCGAGGAGCAGGAUGUCCAGUCCCACCUGAGCUGGGUCGAUGGCGUCCACGCCCGUAGCCUUCACAAGCGCGACAUGAGCGGCGUCGAUCAGACCUUCGACAUCAAGGACUUCCAUGCCUACUCUGGCGAGUUCGACGAGGAGACCAUCGAGGCCAUCAAGAACAGCCCCGAGGUCGAGGCUGUCGAGGCGGACCAGAUUUGGACCCUCUUCGCGCUGGUGGCCCAGAGCAACGCCCCCUACGGCCUGGGCUCCAUCUCGUCCCGCACCCGCGGCAACACCCGCUACGUCUACGAUGACAGUGCCGGCCGUGGCACCUUCUCGUAUGUCAUCGACACUGGCAUUCUGACUAGCCACAGCCAGUUCCAGGGCCGUGCCAUUCUCGGCUACAACGCGGUCGGCGGUUCCCACACCGACACCAACGGCCACGGCACCCACGUUGCCGGUACCAUUGGCGGUGCCACCUACGGUGUUGCCAAGGCCACCACCCUCAUCUCGAUCAAGGUCUUCUCCGGCAGCUCCUCGUCGACUUCGAUCAUUCUGAACGGCUUCAACUGGGCCGUCAACGACGCCAUCAGGCGCGGCGCCAGCCGCUCGGUCCUCAACAUGUCCCUCGGUGGUGGCUUCUCGUCCGCCUUCAACAACGCCGUCAACUCCGCCUCCAACUCCGGUGUCCUCAGCGUCGUCGCCGCCGGUAACGAGAACCAGAACGCCGCCAACGUCUCCCCCGCCUCCGCCGCCUCGGCCAUCACCGUCGGUGCCUACGACAGCAACUGGAACCGUGCCUCGUUCUCCAACUGGGGUGCCGCCGUCGAUGUCUUCGCCGCCGGUGUGAACGUCCUCUCCUCGUACAUUGGCGGCACCUCCGCCACCCGCAGCAUCUCGGGCACUUCCAUGGCCUCCCCCCACGUCGCCGGUCUCGCCGCCUACCUCCAGGCCCUCGAGAACCUCAACACCCCCGCCGCCGUCAAGAACCGCAUCAUCCAGCUCGCCACCACCAACGCUAUUGGCGGCAGCCUCAACGGCUCUCCCAACCGCAGCGCCUACAACGGCAACGGCAUCCAGUAA